Nerophis lumbriciformis (worm pipefish) is the source of this 4968-nucleotide messenger RNA. RefSeq names its product equilibrative nucleoside transporter 2. Gene Ontology annotation, cellular component: basolateral plasma membrane; plasma membrane. Gene Ontology annotation, biological process: adenine transport; uridine transmembrane transport; hypoxanthine transport. The record is from RefSeq and is a predicted model, not a curated record. Gene Ontology annotation, molecular function: nucleoside transmembrane transporter activity. Lineage: Eukaryota; Metazoa; Chordata; Actinopteri; Syngnathiformes; Syngnathidae.
GGAUCGCCGGGCGGGAUCUCAUAGAUGUGACGUAGCGCCGAAGCGACUGUUUGAUUCAAAUAACAAUGGCGGCACGCAGCAAGGAGUCGUGUGCUGACAUUGAUUCUGCUGUUGCAACUGUUUUGUCGAAUCUAUCGAAUAUUACCGGUAAUUCUUUAAAAGAUGAACAGGGAACGGUUUUGAAGGCAUUUAUUUUACUUUUCGCUCUGUCGUUAUCCAUUAUGUCGACGUUUCUGUUUUGGAUUUCCCAGCGUCACGGGUUGAUUUCAAUGUGAGUGGUUGAAGUAGCACGUCAUUCAAGAUAACGGACAAAUGGUUUAUCCAAUCACAUACAAUUUUUUUUUUUACAAGGCCCCGCCUUCUGAAAUACAUCUCCUAUUGAGAAGUUCCAGAUCCCUGUGUGGAGCUCAGCAAACUACAAGGAUCUGGCGAGAGUCAGGUUGAAAUAAUGCCUCUCACCUGGAUAGUAGAAGGAAGAGGACAUAUUCCUACAAUUUGACAAGAACACUUCAUAGGACAAUGAAGGGACGUAAACGUAAAGAGGCUCCUUCAGACUGGGGCUGCUUGGUGGCGAUAUGUUUCUUCGUCCUGGGCCUGGGAACACUGCUGCCAUGGAAUUUCUUCAUGACUGCCAUAUUGUAUUUUGAAAGCCGCCUGAACACAACAGGCACGCUAACUGAGGCGGGCAACAACACAGACGAGGCCCCUAAAGAUUACUACUUCAACAGCCUGAUGACCCUGCUGUCCCAGCUGCCCCUGCUGCUAUUCACCCUGCUCAACUCCAUCCUCUACCAGAGGAUAUCCGAGGCCAUGCGUAUCGGCGGCAGCCUGGUUUUCAUCCUGUUGCUCUUCAUCCUAACCACUGUGCUGGUGAAGGUGGAAAUGGACACUGAACGCUUCUUUUCUGUGACUAUGGCUACAAUUUGGUUCAUCAAUUCGUUUGGUGCCGUGUUGCAGGGAAGUCUAUUUGGCUUGGUUGGUAUGUUUCCCCAGAAGUACAGUUCCAUUUUCAUGAGUGGUCAAGGACUUGCCGGGACCUUUGCAGCCAUUGCCAUGUUGUUAUCCAUUGCCCGAAACGUAGACAUGACUUCUAUGGCUUUGGGCUACUUCGUCACACCCUGUGUGGGUACAUUGUUCACGUUCUUCUGCUACCUCCUCCUGCGCCGCCUGGAGUUUGCUGAAUAUUACCUGGACAAGAGCGGCAAAUAUGAGGGGGACACCACAGACGAGCUGCUGACAGUCGAGAGUUCCGCAGUGGGGAAUGACAAGUUAAACGGCCUCACUAAUGCCUCGGUGGCCAGCAGCCCCAACAAAGAUGGCACCCUGCAGGAGGGCAAGGUGGACGUAGCCAAGCAAGCAUUCGUUUCUCUGGAGCAAGUGGAAAAUAACCAAGCUAAAUCCUCGGUCAUCGAGGUCUUCAAGAAGAUAUGGGUCAUGGCGUUCUGUGUGACAUUUGUGUUCACUGUCACUCUGGCGGUCUUUCCCGCCGUCACUGCAAAUGUCCAGACGAUGUACACAGGAGAUUGGGAGCGCUACUUCAUCUGUGUCUGCUGUUUCCUGACCUUUAACCUCAACGACUGGCUUGGCCGGACCAUCACCACUUGCGUACGCUGGCCUCGCAAAGAGUCUCGUCUUUUCCCGCUGCUGGUGGUCUCACGUGUGGUCUUCAUUCCUCUGCUGUUGCUCUGCAACAUCAAGAUCUCAAACGUCAGACAUCUGCCCGUCCUCUUCGAGCAUGACGCCGCUUUCACUCUCAUCAUGGCACUGUUCUCGUUCUCCAGCGGUUACUUUGUGUGCCUGUCCAUGUCCUACGCGCCGCAGAUGGUGGAGGGCAAGGAUGCGGAGACUGCUGGUGCCCUGAUGACCUUCUUCUUGGCGUUGGGUCUCUCCAUCGGUGCCUUGCUGUCUUUCCCGCUCCGCAUUCUAGUGUAGUUUCAACACACACUUGAGUGCUGGCAAUAAUAAGGAACAAAACUGUUUGCUAUUGCACAGGUUAGUUUUCUUAUUUGCGCUUUAUUUCCGUUAGUCCUAAUGCAUUUGUAACUUAAAUGUAGUUUUAUGCAGCUCAUUAUGUAUGCAAGGGAAUCUUUAUUUUUGCUUUGCUUUUGAUGCUUAGUUUGAAGUUUAUGUACAAACCCCGUUCCCAUACGAGUUGGGAAAUUGUGUUAGAUGUAAAUAUAAACGCAAUACAAUGAUUUGCAAAUCAUUUUCAACCCAUAUUUAGUUUAAUAUGCAACAAAGACAACAUAUUUGAUGUUCAAACUGAUAAACAUUUUUUUUUGUGCAAAUAAUCAUUAACUUUAGAAUUUGAUGCCAGCAACACGUGACAAAGAAGUUGGGAAAGGUGGCAAUAAAUACUGAUAAAGUUGAGGAAUGCUCAUCAAACACUUAUUUGGAACAUCCCACAGGUGUACAGGCUAAUUGGGAACAGGUGGGUGCCAUGAUUGGGUAUAAAAACAGCUUCCAUGAAAUGCUCAGUCAUUCACAAACAAGGAUGGGGCGAGGUACACCCCUUUGUCCACAACUGCGUGAGCAAAUAGUCAAAACAGUUUAAGAACAACGUUUCUCAAAGUGCAAUUGCAAGAAAUUUAGGGAUUUCAACAUCUACGGUCCAUAUCAUCAUCAAAAGGUUCCGGGAAUCUGGAGAAAUCACUCCACGUAAGCGGCAUGGCCGGAAACCAACAUUGCAUGACCGUGACCUUCGAUCGCUCAGACGGCACUGUAUCAAAAACCGACAUCAAUCUUUAAAGGAUAUCACCACAUGGGCUCAGGAACACUUCAGAAAACCACUGUCACUAAAUACAGUUCGUCGCUACAUCUGUAAGUGCAAGUUAAAGCUCUACUAUGCAAAGCGAAAGCCAUUUAUCAACAACAUCCAGAAACGCCGCCGGAUUUUCUGGGCCCUAGAUCAUCUAAGAUGGACUGAUGCAAAGUGGAAAAGUGUUCUGUAGUCUGACGAGUCCACAUUUCAAGUUGCAAAUAUUCAACAUCCUGUCAUCCGGACCAAAGGGAAAGCGAACCAUCCAGACUGUUAUCGACGCAAAGUUCAAAAGCCAGCAUCUGUGAUGGUAUGGGGGUGCAUUAGUGCCCAAGGCAUGGGUAACUUACACAUCUGUGAAGGCACCAUUAAUGCUGAAAGGUACAUACAGGUUUUGGAACAACAUAUGCUGCCAUCUAAGCGCCGUCUUUUUCAUGGACGCCCCUGCUUAUUUCAGCAAGACAAUGCCAAGCCACAUUCAGCACGUGUUACAACAGCGUGGCUUCGUAAAAAAAGUGUGUGUGUACUUUCCUGGCUCGCCUGCAGUCCAGACCUGUCUCCCAUCGAAAAUGUUUGCUGCAUUAUGAAGCGUGAAAUACGACAGCGGAGACACCGGACUGUUGAACGACUGAAACUCUACAUAAAACAAGAAUGGGAAAGAAUUCCACUUUCAAAGCUUCAACAAUUAGUUUCCUCAGUUCCCAAUCGUUUGAGUGUUGUUAAAAGAAAAGGUGAUGUAACACAGUGGUGAACAUGCCCUUUCCCAGCUACUUUGGCACGUGUUGCAGCCAUGAAAUUAUAAGUUAAUUAUUAUUUGCAAAAAAAAAAAAGUUUAUGAGUUUGAACAUCAAAUAUCUUGUCUUUGUAGUGCAUUCAAUUGAAUAUGGGUUGAAAAGGAUUUUCAAAUCAUUGUAUUCCGUUUAUAUUUACAUCUAACACAAUUUCCCAACUCAUAUGGAAACGGGGUAUGUACAGUAAUUCGCCAUGGUUUUACAGACUCUUUCUACUUAACAUGAAGAAAACAUCCAUCUUUUGUAGCGCGUAUCCUCAUUAGGAUCACGGGGUAAGCUGAAGCUUAUCCCAGAUGACUUUUUGAGAGGUUGGAUACUCCCAAGACUGGUCAGCAGUACAAACACAGGGCACUUACAAUACUGACAAUUUAGAGCAGGGGUCCCCAAACUUUUUGACUCGGUGGCCGCAUUGGGUUAAAAAAAAUUUGUCCGGGCUGUAAAGUAUAUUCCUCACGCACACUAAUUGACUGAGAGUGCGCGCUUCAUUUGCCUGAGCGGCUAGGAGACCCCGAGUAACAAGCGGUAGAAAAUGGAUUACAAAAGGACAACAACAAAAAAAAUUAAAACUUUUUUAACCUGGGAUUUCCCGCGGGCUGGAUUUUGGAUGCUGGCGGGCCGUGUCCGGCCCGUGGGCCGUACUUUGGGGACCCCUGAGAGUUUCCAAUGUUCUAAACAUGCAAGGAACAAAUACGAUGUUCUAUACCAGGGGUGUCCAAACUUUCUCCACUGAGGGCCUCAUCCAGAAAAAACUAAAAGGAUGCAGUUGCCAUUUUUUAUAUAUUAAAAACCAAUACUAGGAUAACAAAAAGUUGGUCUGUAUAUUGGUUUCCUGUUAACAUAAUUUCUACUUGUAUUGUUACAUUAACCAUUUGGUCUUUUAUCUCACUUUUUGCGUUUUUUAUUUUAUUUAUAGCAUUUUAGUAUGUGCUGCUGCAAAUGGCCUCGAGGCCACACUUUGGACACCCCUGUUCUAUACACUGCUGCAAAGUGACCGAUUACAAGUCAUAUGGCCAAAUUACAUCAGCUUUGCUUAAGAGAGGCCACAGUUUAAGAGGCAUACACUGCCCUCUAGUGGUCGAAGACACAAAUUCACCUUGAACAUGAGGCUCAGUCAUUUUACAGUAUAUGGCAACUGUUAAGUUGGUAUAUGCAUUGUAACCAUAUUGCACAAUUAUGUUGUAUAUUUUGUUUUGAGCUGUGGCCUCGUAUCUUUUGACUUGAAACUUGCGUGAUACUAUUUUUUUCAGGGAUAGUCGCUUUUUUAUAUCAAGCAUUUAAAAGCCAAUGUUGUCAGGAAUGGCUUUAUUAGAAUGUUGAAAAAGUUGUUUUUAUUUGCCUUAAAGAUGUGUAGAAAAUGUUGUUUUGUCACUUAAGGGAGACUUCACAUGUUUAACUGCAAAUAAAAAACUUGAGAUUUAA